This is a messenger RNA of Pseudomassariella vexata, 768 nucleotides long. RefSeq names its product pectate lyase. NCBI's taxonomy places the organism in Eukaryota, Fungi, Ascomycota, Sordariomycetes, Amphisphaeriales, Pseudomassariaceae. Gene Ontology annotation, molecular function: pectate lyase activity. Bases 1 to 768 code for a protein of 255 amino acids. Gene Ontology annotation, cellular component: extracellular region. The record is from RefSeq and is a predicted model, not a curated record. The transcript is spliced from 2 exons. Gene Ontology annotation, biological process: pectin catabolic process.
AUGCAGUUCACCACCGCCAUCCUCGCCCUUUUCAGUGUUUCGGCCGUUCUGGCCACGCCGGCCGCCAACAUGACCCCGAACGCCUUCAACGUGUUUAACAAGCGGGCCUCGUUCCCGGUACCCGCCUCCAAGGGUUCUGUCACUUACAAGUCGGCCAAGACCUUCUCGGGCACCUUCGACGGUGGCAUGAAGACGUACGGCCGGGGCGUCAAGUGCACUGGCCAGGACGAGGGCGACGACUCAGACGCCGUCUUCGUCCUCGAGGACGGUGCCACCCUUAAGAACGCCAUCAUUGGCGCUGACCAGAUCGAGGGUGUCCACUGCAAGGGCUCCUGCACCAUCAACAAUGUCUGGUGGGUCGCUGUUUGCGAGGAUGCGCUGUCCCUUAAGGGUGACGGCGAUGCCAAGAUCAUCGGCGGAGGAGCCACCGGCGCUGAGGACAAAGUGAUACAACAAAACGGCAUCGGUACGGUGAGCAUCGACGGCUUCAUCGUGGUCGACUUCGGUAAGCUGUACCGCGCGUGCGGCAACUGCAAGAAGUCGGGCGAACGCAACGUCAUCAUCAAGAACGUUAAGGCGUACAACGGCAAGCUUCUCGCGGGCAUCAACUCCAACUUUGGCGACGUCGCCACCAUCUCUAACACGUGCGCCACCAGUGUCAAGAAAGUCUGCACCGAGUUCAAGGGCACCACCCCCGGCAACGAGCCCAAGGAGGUCAGCUCUGGCGUCAGCUCCCACUGCGUUUACUCCACCAUCAAGUCUUGCUAA